AUGACUGAAGCUCAGAACUUCACUUCUAUCAAGGAAUUCAUUUUGCUGGGCCUCACCAGCCACAGAAAAUUCCAGCUUCUCCUCUUUGGGGUCAUUCUCAUUAUCUACUUGUUUACAGUUUCAGGGAACCUGCUGAUCAUCGUAUUGGUGCAGGUCGAUUCACACCUGCACACACCCAUGUAUUACUUUCUCUCACAUCUUGCAUGGGUAGAUAUGUGUUACGUAACCACCACCAUGCCUCUUAUGUUGACUCAGCUCCUGACUGGAGAUGGAGCCAUUUCUGUAACAUUCUGCAUGGUUCAGAUAUACAUUACAGUGACCUUAGGAGGUGUUGAGAUUCUCCUAUUGGGGGUCAUGGCCUAUGACCGCUACCUGGCCAUCUGCUGUCCUUUACUCUACCCUGUUCUCAUGGACAAGAGCUGCCAGUUGCAAUGUAGCUCAACAUGUUGGAUAACAGCUCCUCUGGUCUGUGUGAUUUACAUUGUCUGCCUUCUUUGCCAAAAUUAUUGUGGCCCCAAUCAGAUCAAUAACUUCACAUGUGAGAUGCCAAUGGUGCUGAAACUUGCAUGUGGUGAUACCAGAAUUGCCAAGAGCAUUAUUUUUGGUAUAGGAGGAUUUUUCCUUUUGGUUCCCCUUUCUAUUGUGUUGACCUCCUAUGGAUUUAUUCUUCAUUCUGUCUUACAAAUGAAGUCCAGUGGCUGGUGCAAGGCUUUCUCUACCUGUGGCUCCCAUCUUAUUGUGAUCUCCAUGUUUUAUGGCCCUUUGCUUUGGGUCUACAUCAUUCCAAAGACUGACUCAGCUGCUGAUCGCGAUAAACAGAUUGCAGUCUUCUACGUUUUGAUCACCCCUCUGCUCAACUCUGUCGUUUACACCCUGCGAAACAAGGACUUUCAUAGGGCAGUAGCCAAGAUCUUGUGA
Messenger RNA from Ahaetulla prasina, 918 nucleotides. RefSeq names its product putative olfactory receptor 2B8. The coding region runs from base 1 to 918 and encodes 305 amino acids. NCBI's taxonomy places the organism in Eukaryota, Metazoa, Chordata, Lepidosauria, Squamata, Colubridae. Gene Ontology annotation, molecular function: olfactory receptor activity; G protein-coupled receptor activity. Gene Ontology annotation, cellular component: membrane. Gene Ontology annotation, biological process: G protein-coupled receptor signaling pathway. The transcript has a single exon. The record is from RefSeq and is a predicted model, not a curated record.